AUGCCUGAAGGAAGCGCACAGCCCAGGUUAAAGUCAAAGCAGCAAAAUCGACCAGAUUCCACAACAGCCAGGCGAACGAGGAUGCUUCGGAAGAUCAAAAUCGAAGACGAUCAUUUAAGAAAACUCGCUGACGAAAUUAUGGCUGAAAAAAGACGUCUCUGUAUGAAACGGGAGGAACUGGCCCUUGCUUUGCGCGAAAAAGAACAAGCGGAAGCCAGUUAA
Necator americanus (New World hookworm) is the source of this 222-nucleotide messenger RNA. RefSeq lists its product as uncharacterized. Bases 1 to 222 code for a protein of 73 amino acids. The transcript has 2 exons. The record is from RefSeq and is a predicted model, not a curated record. NCBI's taxonomy places the organism in Eukaryota, Metazoa, Nematoda, Chromadorea, Rhabditida, Ancylostomatidae.